Molecule: messenger RNA, 5969 nt
Organism: Chinchilla lanigera (long-tailed chinchilla)
Lineage: Eukaryota; Metazoa; Chordata; Mammalia; Rodentia; Chinchillidae
Gene: Rassf4
Product: Ras association (RalGDS/AF-6) domain family member 4
Exons: 11
Coding region: 137-1102 (321 amino acids)
Biological process (GO): signal transduction
Source: RefSeq, a predicted model, not a curated record
GCGGGCCAGAUCCGGAGUGGCGGAGGCGGCCGGGAUCAGCUACUGGAGGCUCUGCUGAGCGCGAGCGCGGCAGGCAGAGAGACCUGCGGAGGGCGUGAUGCCUGCACGAUAACCUCUGGGCCUGCAGUGAAAGAAGAUGAAGGAAGACUCUCCCUCCAACUCCCUCGUGCCUGUCAGCGACAGCAAGUCCAUUCUGAAGUCUGAGCUGUUGAGCCUGCUGAAGACAUACAAUUGCUACCAUGAGGGCAGGAGCUUCCAGCUGAGACACCGAGAGGAAGAAGGGGCUCUGAUCAUCGAGGGUCUCCUCAACAUCGCCUGGGGGCUCCGCCGGCCCAUCCGCCUCCAGAUGCAGGAUGACCGGGAGCCCACGCACCUCCCUUCUUCCUUGUGGCUGCCGGCACGGCCCAGCUGCCCCCCGAAGGAGGCCCCUCCUCAGGACUGCAGAGUCGAUGCCCAGGAACCGAGUGCUCAGGCCAUACAGCAAGCUGCAGGCUCCAGGGACAGCUCAGGGACCCCAGAGGAGGAUGAGGAGGUCCCCCAGCUGAUGCGGACCAAGAGUGACGCCAGCUGCAUGAUCCAGAGGCGACCCAAGCGCCAUGCACCUGGUGAAGCCCAGCUGAUCCGGCGGCACCGGUUCUCCAUCAAUGGGCACUUCUACAAUCACAAGACCUCGGUGUUCACCCCCGCCUAUGGGUCCGUGACCAACGUGAGGGUCAACAGCACCAUGACCACACUGCAGGUACUCACCCUGCUGCUCAACAAGUUCAGGGUAGAAGAUGGCCCUGGGGAGUUUGCACUCUAUGUGGUCCAUGAAUCUGGGGAGCGGACAAAGCUAAAGGACUGUGAGUACCCGCUGAUUUCCAGGAUCCUGCAUGGGCCCUGCGAGAAGAUUGUCAAGAUCUUCCUGAUGGAGGCAGACCUGGGCGAGGAAGUUCCCUAUGACGUCGCUCAAUAUAUUAAGUUUGAAAUGCCUGUGCUGGACAGUUUUGUUGAAAAAUUAAAAGAAGAGGAGGAGAGAGAAAUUAUCAAACUGACCAUGAAGUUCCAAGCCUUGCGUCUCACAAUGCUAGAGCGCCUGGCACAGCUGGUGGAGGCCGAGUAGCUACUGGUGCGCCUGUUCUGCUGUCCCCAGCCACAAGUGCCAUGGACCCCAGUGGCUGGGCUGACCAUUCACACUGAUCACACCGCUGCCUGAGGAAUCCAGUGCCCAUGCUUCUGAUGUGUCAAAGCCGAAGUACAGAGAGCCCUGCUCCCUCUGGGAGCCACAAGGGAUAGAUUCAGGCCCUGAGAGCCAGGGGCCUUUCAGCCAGGCUCUGCACAGGAGGCUGCCUGGGCAGUGAGUGCCCCUGAAGCUGUGGCACUAGCCUCACCCUCGGGCUGAGCAUUGUGGCCAGUCCCAUGCAUGCCACACCCCCAGCUCAGGAGGGCAGCACCUAAUAGAGUCCACCAGCCCUACCCUCAUCACCCAGGAGCCAUGAGAGCCUUGUCCAUCCCUCUGCCACUCGGCUCUGCUGCGGAAAGCCAUGUUCCAGUCCUCUCUUCCCCAUGGUGACCCCAGGCAACAGCCCUGCACCCCAGCACAGAGGUCAGGUCACCAGCAAGACCACAGGUCCCAUCUCUCUGCAGAGUCAGUCUACAUGCUUCAUGCUCAGUGAGACUCAAAGGCAGUCAUGACUGGAGUUCACUGAGAGCGGUGUCAGCUCGAUCCCAUGAGGAGGAGGGCCCACGGCUCCGGCAGGAUAUGGCGGUGGUGGCAGCUCAGCUCUGGAAGGCAGGGCUCAGCCCAUCGAGCAGUCCCAAGGAUGCCUGUGCACUUCUGCCCCAGUGGGCGGAGUGACCCAAUACUUCCCAAAAGAGUGCGGUAAUGAGGGAAAGGCCCAUUUGGGGAGGGAGAGUUUUGAAUUCCUGGAGGCAGACACAGAACAAUGUGUUUAUUGACUGGUGGAGAAUUUUUGGAAUGAGUGAGGAAGGCUUUGCAAACCCCUACAGCAGUUUAUGUCAGCUGCGCGGGUGUUUGUCUAAAACGGCAAAUUGAAGCCCCAGCUUUUCCUUUGCUGGUCUCUGUGGGUGACAGAUUCCCAGGGAGGAACUAUGAAGGCCUGUGGAGAGGAAAGAGAUUCCAUGUCAGUGCUGCAGUAGCCCCACAUGGACUUGGGACACGGCAGAGCUGGGGAGCACCUCAUUGUGUGGAGCCCCUGGGCUAUGUUGAGGGCACCAGGGCUCCCCGAUCAGCUCUGUGAUCAGAGGUGAUUGCCAAGGAGGCCAGUGCGCUUGCCCCUCUGCUCUGGCAGACUAGCUUUGUAGGUUGCUGCUCUGAACUGUGGACAUGAGGACCAUGCUUUCCUUGUCUUUGCCUCCCCGUGUAUCCACUAUGGCCCCAGCUCUCAGAAGCUCAUAUCCCACGGCAUGUGCAGCCGCAGUUGACACUGAUAGACUCCUUGCUUCUGUGCUCAGUUGAGACCACUGUGGCCUGAGACACAGAAGAGGACGUACUGGUGGGGCCUUCAGGUGGCUGAGCAGCAGGGCUACCCUGAACUGCAGGCUCUGGGCACUCCAAGGGCUCAGGACCUUCCAGGUAGGGGCACAGGAGAGGGUGGGAUCAUACCAGGUGGGAGCUCCGAGUAAGCUGACUCUGAGCCUGUGUCUCAGGCCUGGGACCACUCCUGUCCCCUGUUGAGUGGUAACGGAGUAGCAGCCUUGUGCUUGACCCCAAGGGACAGAGAUGGAGCUCCUGUCAGCCCUGUGCUCAGAGCUGUCCUCAGGAGCAGCAGGCCACACAGCAGGGAGAGCCACAGCCAGGGGGCUGUGGAAGGAGGCCAAGGCUGCAUGGCACCGCCCUGGGCUCCAGAAACCAUCAGAGCAGGAUUCCUCCUGUCCACACCAGCCCGGUCUGUUGUAUUUUUUUUGCAAUUGUUAAAGUAUGAUUUAAAACCUUUUAGAUGAGUGUCAUUUUCAAAACUAAUUUCUGAAUAUCACAGCUAGGAAAAGUCUCAGCAAGUUACACAGACAAGGGAAAAAUGCUUCUUCUGCAAUGCUUGGAGGGGUUUGCAAGGCAUCUGAUCAGAAGCCCUCAGGAAAUCUGCCAGCCCAGGCUGGCCCACAUAAGGCUGUCAGACAGAGAGCUGUGGUUUCGGCUGGUUGCGGCACUGCUUUGUCUAGUUCAGUUCACGGCGUGGCUCCACAUGUUCCUCAUGCCUCACACAGUCCAGGUAUCCAAGGUACAGCACAGCGAAGCUCCCUGUCAGAAAGUGCUGUCUUCUAGGUUGCACCAUCCUCCCAUCCAGCCUCGGGGACCCGCCAGGAUGAUAAACAUCACUGGAUAAGAUGAACUUGAUUGCAAAAGGACUGAACUUGGGGAAAAACAGGGUUGUUUGUUCAGAACAAAUGACCAGAGGAAUCAAAAACAGCUUGUUUUUCUGCAGCAAGAACCCUGUGCUGCCUGCUUGGAGUGUUUACCAGAAAAUGGGCUAAAGACCUCUCACCAUCAAAACAAAGCCGUGUACCAGGGAACAUCUGGCCCCUGAGCUCCCAGGAACAAGGCCAAGGCUGACCCAGCCUGACCAGGUGACUGCUGGAGAAAUUGGAGAUGCCAGACAUGGCUGGGCAUGGGGGCUCAAGGUCCCCACAGCUGCAGAGGGGCAUCCUGGUCGGGUGCAGAGGUGAGCAGCAGCCCCCUGUCCUCGGGCCCUUCGCAGUGACCAUUCAGGAAGCCAGGUCAGAGCCAAGCAGCUCCAAGUACAAAAACAGCCAGCUGCACAAGCUAUAUUUAGCCAUGAGCUAUGAUUGGAAGGGAGCCAGCUAUCGACGUGCCCAGAGGCCACAACAUGCAGCAGGCAUGGGCUGUCCUCCUGGGGCAGUCACAGGGAUGUUUUCUGUAGGAGUGGGAAUUCCCAGGAUUUCUUUCAUGGAGAGCACAGAAGAAGCAAAGCAAAGUCUUAGGCAUAGAGGAUAGAACCUUGCUUCAGGCCCCUGAGCUGAGGGGUCCACUUCGGGGAGAGGGACCAUGCUAGCCACCGUAUUAGGCCAUGGGGCUGACCUUGUUGAUUCCUGGGCUGCUGAUCAGCACUGCCAACACAGACCCAGGGCAGCAGCCCUCCGCUCUGAGAUGGUGCUUGCGAGACAGCAAGUACAUAAGUAUGUGCAGAAGCACAUGCACAGGGAUGGUGCAGGAAUGGGACCAUGGGAGAAGGAAGUGGUCUUGCCAGGAGCUUCCUGGGCGCUCAGCCCAGUGGGUGCUCUUUCCUAGCAUGAACCCGUCCAAUAGCCUGCACUAGGGGCACUGUGGUCCCAGCUUCCCAGAGAAGCCUUGGCCAUGGAGGGACCCUUGCCCUCUCAGCUUAUCUUACCUAAUCCCCAAAGAAGCAAUUAGGACCCCUAACUGUGUGCCUCCAUUCUUUCCAUUCUCUUUCCUUUUCUAAAUUUCAGAUGUGACUGCUCCCUGAUUGUUUAAUUUGCUCUAAAAUAACCUGGAAUUCCCAGCUCUCUGGCUUCCAAGCCUGCCUCUAUUUAUAAAAAUGUGUAACUUUCUAUGGUGUUUCAGAAAAACCAGGUCCUGGUGGGUGAGAACCAGCUUCCAGAGGGAAAAGGUGUUGUGAGACCAGACAGAAAGACAGACAGCCCUAGGACAGCAGUUUAUUAGGGACCCGUGGACAAAAGUGUGGCUUGGGUGACAGCAAGAUAAGAGGCUCCCUGUACCCUAUAGCAGAAGGAAAGAGUCUGUUUAUACACCGAGCUAGACAAAGGUGGGCCUGAACUAGCCAGGAUGUAGCAGGCCUCUCUCAAAGACUCAACAUGCCCAAGGUCAGUCAAGAAACCGUCCAGGCACCAGUGACCAAGGCAACAUGCUAAACUGAUUCUCUUAACAACUCUGUUGUCCUGUAGGGUUUGGGAUAUGCACUCAGGUUACCUGGUGGGCAGACUAAUGGUCCCAAUCCCGACAGCUGUAGUCAUGUAAGUGGGAGCCAGGUUACCUGCCUCAGUUUCCUCAGCAGUAAAAUGGAGAUAAAGCUUCCUAUCUCUCAAGGUAACUGGGAGGCAUAUCAGCUUUUCUACGAAAGCGUUUUUCUCUUUUGCUUGUUUUAGGGGACUGUGGUUGGCACAGAUGGGUUUAGGUGGCUCUGUCCACUGUGUCUUUUUCCUGGGCUGCAGCUGCAGGAGCCGCCCCUCCCUGUCCCACCCUAGCCUGGUGGCAAAGGGAAAGAGCACAGAGCUGGCAGAGACAGGGACCAAAGCUCCCCUAGGCUUGAGGCACCUCACAUCCACACACGCCAGUCACAUGGAAAGACUACCUGGGUGGUAUGGGCCUGCAGGUCCCUAGGGGGAACUGAGGGUCACCUGCAAGAGACAGGAAUGUGGGGCCAGAGAAUGUGGCAGGGGCAGGGCAGCCACACCUGAGAGUGCUUGAUGAGGCCCUGGAAGAGCUUCAGACGGAAGUGGGGGAAGGAGCUCAGUAAGCUUUCUGACAAGGUUAACUAUUGUGGUAGUUAAUAAAUAACUUGAGGGCAUAAACCCUGCCUGUUUAUUCUCUGACGUUUUCUUUUCCCGCUGACUCCCAAGUCUCUUCUGGCCCUUGCCUCUCUCCAUCCUCACCCCCACCCCUGCCUACCACUCACUCCCUUUUACUUCCUCCUGAUUUUUAUGUCUCUCCUUUUUAAAAUCUUCACCUGGCCUCCAAUCUGUACAUCUCUGGGACUGGCCCAGUUGUCUUCAGGCAUGAGAAAAAGGGGCAAUGUGGAAUAUAGAAAGGGUUAGUUUUAAUUCAUGGCUGUCUUACUAUGAUGUGUUUUUAGAAAAAUGUUUAUUAUUUUCAAGAACACAGAGAGGAAACAGUCCCAGCAGAUCAGUUUUGGUCUUGAAAAUUGGCGAAAUGGUCCCUAGCGUCUCUCUCUACCGCCCAUACCCCCAGCACCUCCAACCACCAGCACCAACAUCUUUAAUAAUUUAAUAAUAAAAACCCUAAAUGGCUUUCA